Messenger RNA from Laccaria bicolor S238N-H82, 264 nucleotides. RefSeq lists its product as uncharacterized. Lineage: Eukaryota; Fungi; Basidiomycota; Agaricomycetes; Agaricales; Hydnangiaceae. The transcript is spliced from 2 exons. The record is from RefSeq and is a predicted model, not a curated record. The coding region runs from base 1 to 264 and encodes 87 amino acids.
AUGUAUGGUAUCAGUGCCUUUGGCACCAAUGCGUCUUUCUACAAUACAAACUGGAGAAGGAAAAUGCUAAUGGAAAAUGCUAAUGGUCACUGCGGCAUUAUCAGGCCCCCGCCAGCUGCAGAGUAUUCGCUGAGUACACUUGUGGAUGUGGCACCGAAAAAUCGGUGGGAUCUCAAUAUACUCGAUGAGCAAGGGUAUGACAAAUUUAUGGAAUUCGUUGAGGAGGCCAAGGGUUUAGAACUUCAUGAACUUCAAGAAGCGUAA